GCUCGCCUUCGUGAACCCAUCAACCCACCAACCACCAACCCAUCCGCACGCCAACCCGCCCAACAAUCUGCUCCCGCAGCAGGACUGACUGGUCACCAUGGCCGCUCCCGCUGCUCGGCUCCUGCUCAUGGCCGUGUUAUCACUGCUGAUCACCCGGUCGCUGGCCGACAACUACAAGCUGUUCCUGAUGUCUUCGUCGAUCGUGGGGAUCCCGAUCCCGGAAGCCCCAGAAGCCUCAACAGCCAGUCCCCGCAUGUCCUAUACCCACACCUUCCUCCACGAGGGCUCGCCGCUCCUUUUCCGAAAAGACCGGAGCCACUCGGUGCCGUGCGACUGCCGUGCACCCUGUGAGGUCCGUGUAUCCUGGAUCGGCAGUGUGCCGCUUAACGUCAAUCUUUCAUUUUCCAUCGACAAGAGGGGCUUGAUGUUCAAUAUCCAUCCCGAAUUCCAUUCGGUGACGGCCCAAGCCAAGAUCGGCCAGGAACAACGGUUCAUAGAUGACGAGAGCUACUUUGGCAUAGCCUUCGAAAGCCUCCUCUUUGGGUUCAUUCCCGCCUCCUCGGUGCGACUAGGUCUGGUGAUAGCCAUCGUCCUUGCCUUUGGAUGGCUCUGGGCGUAUCCCCGAAUGCUCCUCGAGAUCCAGCUGGCCUUUGAGUGCCCGGAUGCUGAGCGGAAGAUCGAGGACUAGACUCCCAAGCGGAGCACCGGAUCAACCCUGCACAUCUCAACAGAGCUUUCGUUUGGAGUCCGAUUCACCUUUGCCGCAUGCCAGCUGUGAGACGUGCCCGUCCUGCGGAGACGAUCGCCGAGGAUAUCACCGAUGCAUCGCAACCCAGAACAGCCAGAUAGAGAGUCAUGGCGCGCAAGCCAACUUCCAUUCGUGAA
Polychytrium aggregatum is the source of this 885-nucleotide messenger RNA. RefSeq lists its product as uncharacterized. The transcript is spliced from 4 exons. The coding region runs from base 98 to 688 and encodes 196 amino acids. Lineage: Eukaryota; Fungi; Chytridiomycota; Chytridiomycetes; Polychytriales. The record is from RefSeq and is a predicted model, not a curated record.